Molecule: messenger RNA, 1616 nt
Organism: Sesamum indicum (sesame)
Lineage: Eukaryota; Viridiplantae; Streptophyta; Magnoliopsida; Lamiales; Pedaliaceae
Product: enoyl-[acyl-carrier-protein] reductase [NADH] 2, chloroplastic
Biological process (GO): fatty acid biosynthetic process
Molecular function (GO): enoyl-[acyl-carrier-protein] reductase (NADH) activity
Source: RefSeq, a predicted model, not a curated record
UCUCACUCUCUGAACGGCACUUUCAAAGCUCCCCAACAGUCCGAACCAACCAACCAAACACAUACAUACAUUGUUUUCAUCGAAACCCACUUAUUUACAGACAGGAGAAGGCCGUCUUCAGUUCAGCAAAACCUUUGCACUCUCUCAGAAAUCCUUUCAAGAAAGCGUCCUCUAACUUAACAAGAGAUGGCUGCAACAGCAACUCCAAGCACACAGAUUGCGACGCCAAAACCAUGCAUUUCUGCAUCCUGUAAAACCUCCAGAUCAAGAAUUGCAUGUUUUGGUAGUGAAACCAAAGGCACAUCUUGGACAAAGCUUCGGAGCUCGUCUCUCAUAUCUGCAACACAGUCUCUUUCCAAAAGCUACGACUGUAAACCAUUUAAAUCUGAAAGGCAUGUUGUGAAAGCAAUGUCAGGAGCAAGUGAUAAACAGCCUUUGCCCGGAUUGCCCAUUGAUCUUAGAGGAAAGAGGGCAUUUAUUGCUGGUGUAGCUGAUGAUAAUGGGUAUGGGUGGGCAAUUGCAAAAUCUCUUGCAGCUGCUGGUGCUGAAAUUCUCGUGGGCACAUGGGUUCCUGCACUAAAUAUCUUCGAGACCAGCCUAAGGCGAGGAAAGUUUGAUGAAUCCCGCGUGUUGCCAGAUGGUUCUUUGAUGGAAAUUACAAAAGUCUACCCGUUAGAUGCAGUUUAUGACAGUCCCGAGGAUGUCCCUGAAGAUGUCAAAGCAAAUAAACGCUAUUCAGGAUCCACAAAGUGGACUGUGAAGGAAGUUGCUGAAACAGUGAAACAGGAUUUCGGCACAAUUGAUAUUCUUGUGCAUUCACUUGCCAAUGGACCAGAGGUUAGCAAGCCGCUUCUGGAGACAUCCAGAAACGGUUAUCUUGCAGCCAUCUCGGCAUCAAGUUAUUCCUUUGUUUCCCUUCUCAAACAUUUUCUCCCCGUCAUGAAUCCAGGUGGUGCCACAAUUUCCCUGACAUACAUUGCAUCUGAGAAGAUAAUACCAGGAUACGGUGGUGGCAUGAGUUCUGCAAAGGCUGCUCUUGAGAGCGACACAAAGGUGCUUGCAUUCGAAGCUGGAAGAAAACACAACAUCAGAGUCAACACCAUAUCUGCAGGCCCGUUAAGAAGCCGAGCUGCAAAAGCUAUUGGUUUUAUUGACAUGAUGAUCGACUACUCGUUGGAGAACGCACCCUUGCAGAAGGAGCUAACUGCUGAUGAGGUGGGCAACGCUGCUGCAUUUCUGGCAUCCCCAUUGGCAUCGGCUAUCACCGGUGCGGUUGUUUAUGUCGACAACGGUCUCAAUGCAAUGGGAGUCGGAGUCGACAGCCCAGUUUUUAAGGAUCUUGAUAUUCCAAAAGCCCAGAAAAGUUAGAGUCACACAGUUCAGCAGUGUGACAACAACACUUCAGUGAAAAUUUUGAUCAUCACUCAUCAGACAUCAAAUAAAUGUUGGGUUUUCGUUUUCUUGAUUUGAUGUAUUCUCAGAGACAGAUGAGCAUGUCAUUUUCAGUCGGGAAAAAAACUUUUUUUGUUUUCUAGGAACAGUUUAAGACUGCUGAAGUUCUAUGUUGUAUUACUAUGAAUUUAUGAUUGAGUUCUGCAUAUUAUAGACUGCAGCAA